CUUUGCAGAGGCCCCAGAGGUCUGGGGAGGUAACAUGGUGGGGUCUGGGAUCUCAGCUUUGGGCCUUCUCCUGCUGAUGCAGGGCUCAGUAGAUGCGAAUGGAAUCCAGGGAUUUUUCUACCCAUGGAGUUGUGAGGGAGAUGUGUGGGACCGAGAGAGCUGUGGGGGUCAGGCAGCAAUUGAGAACCCCAACCUCUGCCUACGCCUGCGAUGCUGCUACCGGGACGGUGUAUGCUAUCAUCAGCGGCCAGAUGAAAAUAUGCGGAGGAAGCAUAUGUGGGCACUGGGCUGGACCUGUGGCAGCCUACUCUUCCUGAUCACCAGUAUCUGUCUCUUCUGGUGGGCCAGGCGCCAAGACAUGCUGCACCUACCAAGCUUUCUACAUAGGAAAUGUAGUAGACUGUCAAAGACCCUGUCUAAGGACCGACGAUCGGUCAGCAAGUCAACUACCGUUCUCCAAUCCCCAGGAGGCACUGAAGCAGAACUUGCAGCUGUAGUUUCCGGGGAGGACACAGGAGGUGAAGAAUAGGGCAACCCUAGAGGUGCCCUUAAUACAGAUAUAGCAUAUAAA
Mus caroli (Ryukyu mouse) is the source of this 571-nucleotide messenger RNA. RefSeq names its product transmembrane protein 190 (gene Tmem190). Gene Ontology annotation, cellular component: inner acrosomal membrane. Gene Ontology annotation, biological process: hematopoietic progenitor cell differentiation. The record is from RefSeq and is a predicted model, not a curated record. Lineage: Eukaryota; Metazoa; Chordata; Mammalia; Rodentia; Muridae.